AUGACCAUCGAAAGCUGCUUGCAAAGAUGUCUUAAGAGUCCCCUAGGACAGCGAGAAAUCCCCGCGGGCUUUGAAGAUCCAACCUGGACUGAAGAACAGCGUAUGCUGCUGGGCUUUUGGCGAUUUGUGUACUGGAAUCAGCUCAAAAAAGACACGAAGAACAAUAGGUUACGAUGGUUUCGCCCCGACCUAGAAACACUGGAACAUUGGAGGCCGUAUGACGAUUGUCCAGCGGCCCUCGGCAAGCAGGCAUACACGGCACUCUUUUACAUCGAAGAUAUUAUCGCCCCGGGAGUGUUCAAAAGCGAGUUUGAUGCGUUACACUCGGAAUCAUUGGAAUUACCUCCUCUUCUUCCGGAAAAGGAGUUUGGAUGGAAGUGUCGACCAGCUUCCUCGUCGCUGGCUAUCACCCAACAUUGGCGACCGAGUGAGAAGUUUCGUGAACUGACUGCUCAUGAGAUCAGCGCGCAGAUGAAGCGAUUAUCUAGCACGGAGCAAGACACACUGUCCGGUCUUACUUAUGUGAGCCGCCCAAGACGCUUUUAUCAUGCAAGCUCAAGCUCUUUAUCUGAUUACUCCAGUCAAGAAGAGGAAAUUGACGAGUUAGAUGAGGAAAACGGAGAAGGCUUGGACUUGAGCGUUGAGACCGAUGACAGCCCACAGACUGGAAGGCAAUCACGUAGUCGCCCUUCUAGACCUGUCCACUGUACUCUGACGUACACUACCACGGAAGCGGAUACGGAAACCCAGCAUCAGUCAGUGUUAACACGUCGUCAUCCUUGGAACCCGCGCCCGGUGCGAAAAUUUGGCCCGCGAUACAAAACAAAAGAUGAGUCGUUGGACUUGGGGAGACCGACACUCGGGCUCCAAUUCUGGCGCAGCAUGUCUUUGAAUCCUGAAGGGGGACCUGCUCAAUUCAUGUGGUUUGAGGGCUAUAUCCGGUAUGGCUUUGCUCUCUGGGAAGAGAAGCGCAUGAUCGAUCUUGGCUUGUGGUCAGAUGGUGUCAUAGAAGAUAUGACGGAGUUUUACCAGCGAUGGUACUAUUUUCUUGAUGCAGAGGAUAUCUCCCGUUACAAGGUGAAGGCCAGCUUUUUUCUUUCCGACGAUGGCGAUAAUGAAUAA
Penicillium nucicola is the source of this 1122-nucleotide messenger RNA. RefSeq lists its product as uncharacterized. NCBI's taxonomy places the organism in Eukaryota, Fungi, Ascomycota, Eurotiomycetes, Eurotiales, Aspergillaceae. The transcript has a single exon. The record is from RefSeq and is a predicted model, not a curated record. Bases 1 to 1122 code for a protein of 373 amino acids.